AUGAACCCUUCAAACGAUCCGCGUCCUAGCGACGCCCCUUCCAUGUCUUCUGGCACAUUGGGUGACAGAACACGGGACAAAAACGACCUAUCUGAUGAGCCUGAGUACGAAGAGGAAAUUCAUGACUUGGCGCGCAGAUUCACCAGACAGUCUGCUGCAUCAGGUCAUGGGCCACUGUUCCCCUUGAGUGAUGGCGGUCCUCUUGAUCCACAAAGCCCCCAUUUCAACUCCAAGAAAUGGGCAAAGGCUUAUUUCAAGACCCGAACCGAAGCUGCUGAUGGUAUUAAUCCUCGCACCGCCGGUAUCGCGUUCAAAAACCUCAACGCGUACGGCUUUGGCCAGGCGACUGACUUCCAGAAUACUCUGACAAACAUCGUUCUAAAGGCUGCGAGUUUCGCAAGGAAGGUGUUUGGGGACAAGGGUCAGCGCAUUGAUAUCCUCCGCGAUGUCGAUGGGUACGUCGAGGCUGGAGAGAUGUUAUGUGUUCUCGGUCCUCCAGGCUCUGGCUGCUCGACCCUGCUUCGCAGUAUUGCAGGUGAAACUCAUGGCUUCCACUUUGGUAACGAUACAGUCUUGAACUACCAGGGUAUCCGCCCCGAGCAGAUGAAGAAGGCUUACCGAGGUGAAGCCAUUUACACGGCUGAGGUUGACCAUCAUUUCCCUCAUCUGACUGUCGGUGAUACGCUUUACUUUGCUGCUCGAUGCCGAUGUCCUCCCAAGGACAAGCUCCCCCACGGCGCCUCGGCUCGAGAGUAUGCUGAGCAUCUUCGCGAUGUUAUUAUGGCUAUGUUUGGCAUUUCACAUACCAAGAAUACACGAGUCGGAGACGACUACGUCCGUGGUAUCAGCGGGGGCGAACGGAAGAGAGUCACAAUCGCCGAGGCUGCCCUGGGAUACUCCCCUCUUCAGUGCUGGGACAACAGUACACGCGGUCUCGAUAGCGCCAACGCUGUUGAGUUCUGCCGCGUCUUACGCACUCAAGCUGAUACUCUUGGCAUCGCAUCUUGCGUCGCUAUCUACCAAGCGCCUCAGAGUGCCUAUGAUCUAUUUGACAAGGUCACCGUCCUUUAUGAGGGCCGUCAAAUCUUCUUUGGAAAGACAGGCGAGGCACAACCCUACUUCGAGAACCUCGGCUUCAUUUGCCCCGAACAACAGACGACAGCCGAUUUCCUGACGUCGAUGACCAACCCAGCCGAGAGAGUAAUCCGCCCGGGCGCCAAUCCACCUCGAACAUCGGACGAAUUCGCACGAUCCUGGCAGCAGAGCCAGCAACGAUCGAGGCUUAUCGACGAGAUCGACUACUACAUGGAACAACACCCAUUUGACGGGCCGGAUCUUCAGAAAUUCUCGGAAUCACGAAGGCUCGACCAGGCGGCUGCUCAACGAGAACGAUCUCCCUUCAACCUUUCCUAUUUGCAGCAGUAUACUAUCAACCUCUGGAGAGGCUUCACUAUGUUGAUCGGAGACCCUAGCAUCACUCUCACGAUGCUUAUCAGCAACCUGUUCGAGGGUCUGAUUAUCUCAAGCAUCUUCUAUAACCUCCCCUUCAACACCACGAGCUUCUUCCGUCGAACCAUUUUGCUAUUUUUCAUCGUCCUCAUCAACGCGUUCGCGAGCAUUCUCGAGAUCAUGACUCUUUAUGCAAAGCGUAAAGUCGUCGAAAAACAGUCUCGAUACGCUUUCUAUCACCCGAGUGCUGAAGCCCUUUCGGCAAUGGCAACCGAUCUUCCCUACAAAGUCGUCAACUCAAUCCUCCUCAAUUGCACGUUAUACUUCAUGUGUAACCUACGCCGCGAACCAGGCCCUUUCUUCUCUUUCCUUCUUCUAUCAUUCUCAAUAACCCUCUGUAUGUCAAUGAUGUUUCGGUUCAUUGGCUCUGCAACCAAGUCCAUCGCGCAGGCACUGGCGCCCGCGUGCAUCAUCCUGUUGGCAUUGGUCUUGUAUUCAGGUUUUGCGAUCCCGCCCGCUUACAUGCAAAACUGGCUCGGCUGGAUCCGAUGGGUGAAUCCUGUUUAUUACGGACUGGAGACUGUAUUUUUGAUCGAAUUUGUCGGCCAACAGUUUCCCUGCUCAGACUUUGUGCCCCAUGGUCCUGGUUAUGAGAACCUGGGAAGCGGCGAAUACGUGUGUAACGUGCCCGGAUCCAUACCUGGCCAAUCAUUUGUCAAGGGAGAGGAUUAUCUCAAGGCCUCAUUUGGCUUCGUCAACAGUCACCGAUGGAGAAAUUUUGGCAUUAUCAUCGCUUGGACGGUUUUCUUUAUGGCUCUUCACCUCUGGACUGCUGAGCAUGUCGCUUCGGAGCGCUCAAAGGGUGAAGUCCUGGUCUUUCUCCGGGAGGCUAUGCACAAGGUGUCUGGUAAGCGGGGCAGCGAUGAAGAGUCGGGUGUUCCCACGCCUUCAGGGAAGCAAGAGGCUUCUAGUUCGUCGAGCGAAAAGGUCGAGGUUGAGAAGCAAACGUCCGUCUUCCAUUGGAAGGAUGUCUGCUACGACGUCAAGAUCAAGAGCGAGACGCGCAGGAUUUUGGAUCAUGUCGAUGGUUGGGUCAAGCCCGGGACUUUAACGGCUCUCAUGGGUGUCUCAGGUGCUGGCAAAACCACCCUUCUAGAUGUCCUCGCCAGUCGAGUGACCAUGGGUGUUGUGUCCGGCGAUAUGCUUGUCAAUGGGCACUCUCGUGACUCUUCGUUCCAGCGAAAGACGGGCUAUGUAACUCAGCAGGACCUGCACCAAGCCAGCUCAACAGUACGAGAAGCGCUACGAUUUAGCGCCAUGCUUCGACAGCCAGCCAAGUACUCCAAGCAAGAACGACUGGACUAUGUUGAGACAGUUCUUUCGCUCCUCGGGAUGGACGCUUAUGCAGAUGCCAUCAUCGGUGUCCCAGGUGAAGGCCUCAAUGUUGAACAGCGCAAGAGACUUACGAUCGCGGUUGAGCUUGUCGCACGUCCGCAGCUUUUGCUCUUCCUCGAUGAGCCGACUUCUGGACUCGACAGUCAGACUUCAUGGUCUAUCUGUGACUUGAUGGAGCAAUUGACCAAGAGCGGCCAGGCGAUAUUGUGCACCAUUCAUCAGCCCUCUGCUAUGCUUUUCCAACGAUUCGAUCGACUCCUUCUGCUCGCGAAGGGAGGAAAGACUGUCUAUUUUGGUCAAAUCGGUCAGAAUUCGCAGAUCCUGAUGGACUACUUCACUCGCAACGGAGGCCCGCCUCUGCCACCCAAGGCCAACCCAGCGGAACAUAUGCUUGAGGUCAUUGGGGCGGCACCGGGUACUCAUACUGAUGUCGACUGGCCUGCUACAUGGAGGCAGUCUCCUGAGUACAGGGCAGUGCAGAAGGAGCUCCAGUCUCUCAAUGCGUCACACCCGUCGCCGACACCUACAUCAGGCGGCGCUGACCCCUCAGAGUAUAACGAGUUUGCUUCUCCUCUGUCCACGCAGCUAUGGGAAGUCACCAAACGUUUGUUUAUUCAGUACUGGAGAAGUCCAGGCUAUAUGUACUCCAAGGCCAUCCUCACAGUCGGCGCAUCUUUGUUCAUCGGACUUUCUGUCAUGGAUGGCGAAAACACAGUUCGCGGUCUACAGAAUCAGAUGUUUGGCGUUUUCAUCUUCUUGACCAUCUUUUCGCAGGUUGCUGAACAAAUGAUGCCAGCCUUUGUGGAGCAGAGGACUCUUUACGAGGCUCGCGAGCGUCCCGCGAAAACAUACUCUUGGCAGUCAUUUAUGUUUGCCAAUCUGACAGUUGAGAUAGUCUGGAACUCGUUCAUCGGUAUCUUUGCCUUCAUCUGCUGGUACUACCCCAUCGGCCUCUACCGCAACGCUGAGUACACAAACGAGGUCCAUUCUCGUGGCAUCACCAUCUUCCUUCACGUUUGGAUGUUCUUCCUACUCGCUUCUUCCUUCGCCCACAUGAUCAUCGCCGGACUUCCCAACGCCGAUACUGCAGGUGGCGUCAUGAACCUUCUCUUUAUCAUGAUGUUCGCAUUUUGCGGUGUCCUCGCUGGCCCUGACUCCCUUCCCGGUUUCUGGAUCUUCAUGUACCGCGUCAAUCCCUUCACAUACGUGGUAGAGGGUUUCCUCGGCACUACUCUUGCCAACGCACCUGUUGCUUGUGCCGGCAACGAGAUCUUGGAGUUCAAGCCUGUGAAUGGUACAUGUGCGGAGUUUCUGUCGGAUUACAUGUCCAAUAUGGGUGGGUACCUUGUGGGUGAGAGUGCAGGCAGCACAACUCAGUGUCAAUACUGUCCUAUGGCAGAUACCAAUACUUUCUUGAAGGGGAUUAACGUUAGCUUCGACAAUCGCUGGAGAGACUUUGGAUUACUUUGGGUUUAUGUUGUCUUCAACUGUGCAGCUGCAGUUGCUAUCUACUGGUUGGCUCGUGUCCCUAGGAAGAGAAAGGACAAAAACGAAUAG
Messenger RNA from Fusarium verticillioides 7600, 4401 nucleotides. RefSeq names its product ATPase. Gene Ontology annotation, biological process: transmembrane transport. Gene Ontology annotation, cellular component: membrane. Lineage: Eukaryota; Fungi; Ascomycota; Sordariomycetes; Hypocreales; Nectriaceae. The coding region runs from base 1 to 4401 and encodes 1466 amino acids. The record is from RefSeq and is a predicted model, not a curated record. The transcript has 5 exons. Gene Ontology annotation, molecular function: ABC-type transporter activity; ATP binding; ATP hydrolysis activity.